CACUUAUUCUUCUAUUGCUCUCGGUAAGUGAAUAUGUGUUUUUUAUCACCCUUUGACAAUGAGCUCUUGUCCUAAUGAUCCGUCGUCGAGGAACAGCCCCAGGCGACUCGCUCCACGGAUUCCGAGUACAGCAGCGACAAACCAUUCCAGAGUUACAGCUUUCGGCGAUUCUCUUGGAACAUGAAGCCACAGGCGCUCAGCAUUUGCAUAUCGAUCGAGACGAUGCCAACAAUGUGUUUGCCGUCGGAUUCCAAACACCUGUAAACGACAGUACCGGUGUCCCCCACGUUUUGGAACAUACGACCCUGUGUGGAAGCCAGCAAUACCCAGUGAGAGAUCCUUUCUUCAAAAUGCUAAACCGAAGCAUGGCCAAUUAUAUGAACGCACUCACCGGCAGUGACUAUACGAUUUACCCCUUUGCUACCACCAAUAUGACGGAUUAUGCUAAUCUCCAAAGCAUAUAUAUGGAUGCUGUAUUUUGCCCGAAAUUAACCUAUCUCGACUUUUCACAAGAAGGAUGGCGGUUAGAACAUGAUGUAGCCGCCGAUUCCAAUACCCCCAUCAAGUUCAAAGGUGUCGUGUACAAUGAAAUGAAGGGUCGCACGUCGGACACAAGCUAUCUUUUCUAUCGUCAGUCACAGCAAGCCAUGCUUCCGGGUACAACUUAUAGUCACGUCAGCGGAGGCGAUCCUAGUCAUAUUACCAAUUUGAGCUAUGAUCAGCUAAAAGCUUUCCAUGAUACCUACUAUCAUCCCAGCAAUGCAAGAUUUUACACCUAUGGCAACUUCCCUCUGGAGCAUCAUCUAGCAGCUAUACAAGAGAAGCUCGAUGGCUACAAACGGAGAUCGAUUCCUGCCGCAAAGAGCACCGUAGAUCCUUGGGAUCAGCCUCGGGCAUCAUUCACUACCUGUUCUCUUGAUCCCAUGAAACCUGAAGAUAAACAAAACAGAGUAUCACUAUCUUUCCUUGCCAAUAACACAGAGGAUGUAUUUGAAACGUUUGCAAUGAAACUAUUGUCAAGCUUGCUUCUCAAUGGCCAUGCUUCACCGAUGUACAAGGCACUUAUUGACACCAACCUCGGCUCUGAAUUCUCGCCGAACACAGGCUACAGUAGCACUACAAAGUCAAGCUAUCUAUCCAUCGGACUGCAAGGCGUACAUGAUAAGGAUAUUGACAAGGUCCAAGCUGAAAUUCGAUCCGUAUUGGAGCAAGUAAGACGCGACGGAUUUGAUGUCAAGCGAAUCGACGCUAUCCUUCAUCAAAUGGAACUGGGACAGAAGCAUAAAACGGCUAAAUUCGGCUUGGGCAUCAUGAACAGUAUCACUUCCAACUGGUUGAAUGGCGCGAAUCCAAUGGAGUUAUUGCAAGUGAACAAGCAUAUUGAUCGGUUCAAACAAGAGUUUGCCGAUGGCCAGUUUUUUGAAAGUCGUAUUGAUCGCUAUUUACUGAACAAUCCGCACACACUGACGUUUGUCAUGCAACCUGACGCUACAUACACCAAACAAAUAGCCGAGGAAGAACAAUCACGCCUGAAAGAAAAAAUACAUGCUUUGACCCCAGAAGAUAAAAAGGAAAUAGUCGCGAGAGGCCAGGCCCUGGUAGCCAAACAGGAUGAAGUGGAAAGUCUGGACUGCCUUCCAACCUUGCACCUCAAUGAUAUUGCUACCAAACAAAAACGAUUUGUGUUUGAGCAUACUGGUUUAUGCAAUCUUCCUGUUCAGUGGCGUACAACGAGUACCAAUGGCGUUACUUACUUCAAAGCCAUCAGCACGCUUCCUCCCAUGUCGGAUGAUCUCGCUCUCUAUCUUCCCCUGUUCUGUGAUGCAUUACUUUCCUUGGGCACACGAUCACAGACAAUGGCUGACAUUGAUGAUGAUAUUCGUCUUUAUACCGGUGGUUUAAGCGUUUCACCCAUCGCUUCGACAAACCAUUCAGAUCUUGAUCUGGCGGAACACGGAAUUAUCCUUGGCGGAAACUGUUUGGAUCGUAACGUGGACAGAAUGUAUAGCAUAUUUACCAAGCUUAUUCGUGAAACCAAUUUUGAGGACACCAAGAAACUCAAAACCUUGAUUAUGGGAAAUGCGUCCGCAUUAGCCAAUUCGAUCGUGGGUUCAGGCCAUGUGUAUGCACGAACUUAUGCCGGUUCCUCAUUGACACCUGACAUGCAUUACAGUGAAUUGUCGGGUGGCAUGAGCCAAAUUGAUUUCAUGAACUAUUUGGCUGCGCUGGACGAUUUGUCGCCCGUGUCCGACAAACUUAAACUGAUCGCGUCCAAUGUUCUGCAUCAGCCUUCUUUGCGCAUGGCCGUUACCUGUGGUGAGGAUGCUGUGUCUGCCAAUACGGAUGCUCUGUCAAGUUUCAUUCAAAGUUUACCUACGGAAUCCUCUUCCUCCUUUGACACAAAUGAAGCUGUGUUUGCGCAGAACUUCCAAAAGACAUUCUUCUCUCUGCCGUAUUCCGUGAAUUUCACAUCCAUGGCUCUACGUGGGGUGCCAUACACCCAUGUGGAUGGCCCCAAAUUGCAAGUGUUGUCGUCUCUUAUGACAAGCCAUCAUUUACAUCGCGAAAUUCGUGAAAAGAACGGAGCCUACGGUGGCGGACUUGUUUACGCUGGACUUCAAGGUCUUCUUUCAUUCUAUUCUUACCGUGAUCCAAACUAUCUUCAAUCGCUCAAGACUUACCAAUCGGCCCUUGACUGGCUUUGUCACCGCGAAUUUACCGACCAGGAAAUGACUGAAGCGAAAUUAUCCAUCUUUCAGAAUAUUGACGCUCCUUUGAGUGUGUCCAGUGAAGGCAUGCUGCAAUUCAUUCACGGCGUAUCCUACGAUAUGCAGCAACAACGCCGUGAACAGCUGUUCAAUGUCACUCAAGACGAUGUUCACAGGGUGGCCAACAAAUAUCUGAAAGAAGCCAUCGAACAAAAUAAUUGUUCCAUGACAGUCCUCGGCAAAGAACCUACCGAACCUCAACAACUUGAAGCCCAAGGAUGGAAAAUUCGCACCAGUACUUCCACAAAUGUUUAAAGAUUGCUCUGUAAAUAGCUUUUUGCAUGCUGAAAUGACGGCGAAGAAAAUAAUUAUUACCGAAUUACAAGGACUCCGUCUUCUUGUCAUUCUUUUUCUCUGUAGAUGAUCACAUGUAUUAGUGUUGAAGUAUUUUCGUUUAUUUUUCAGUUUUAUCUCGCCAAACAUUUGGUGCAUUGCAUAUUUUUAUUCGCUCCUGAGACGUCGCCCUCAGAAUACCACAUAUUCAAUUUGUACACGACGAAAUGAAAAGGUAUAAAUAACGUGUGCUU
Molecule: messenger RNA, 3295 nt
Organism: Radiomyces spectabilis
Lineage: Eukaryota; Fungi; Mucoromycota; Mucoromycetes; Mucorales; Radiomycetaceae
Product: peptidase M16C associated-domain-containing protein
Exons: 17
Coding region: 75-3023 (982 amino acids)
Biological process (GO): protein processing
Cellular component (GO): mitochondrial matrix
Molecular function (GO): metal ion binding
Source: RefSeq, a predicted model, not a curated record